This is a messenger RNA of Sturnus vulgaris (Common starling), 1714 nucleotides long. RefSeq names its product microfibril associated protein 3 (gene MFAP3). The record is from RefSeq and is a predicted model, not a curated record. NCBI's taxonomy places the organism in Eukaryota, Metazoa, Chordata, Aves, Passeriformes, Sturnidae.
CAGGCCGGGCCGGGAAGCCUCGUCCCGUUUUACUUCCAGUUUCCACUUCAAAUAUUGAUGGUCUUGAAAGUGCAUUUGGAUCCCAGACAUUUUCCAUCACAGAACAAAUCAAGAGCUCUUCUCCUAUCUCUGAGCAAUACAGACAGCUUAAUAUCAUAUGACCUCAUUUCUCCAAAUUAAAUGAAAGAAGAAUUUUCACUAGCUUUCCAUGAAGCUCAGCUAUUGCCUGUUAAUUUUGACUGUUAGUGCUGAUCUUUCAGUUGGAUUCACAGUGGAAAAUGUAGCUUUUAACAGGACAGUUGCUUUUGGGUCUUUCAAUGCAUCACUUCAUGCAGUGUCUCAAGCUUUAAUAAGUUCUCCAGCACACUAUGAUAUCAUAGCCAAAGAGGGGACCAGUAUUUUAAUUGAAUGUAAACUGAACAUCAGCCAGUACGAACAUAUCCUUUGGUAUAACUCCAGAGGACACCUGCUUGAACAGAAAGAUGAAGGUGACCGGUGGAGAAUUGCUGAUAACUCCCUCAACAUCACAAAGGUCAGCUUUGCUGACCGGGGCCGGUACACGUGUGCAGGCAUUAAUCAUAACGAGACCUUGUACUACACAGUCACCCUGAGGGUAAUCUUCACCUCAGGGGACAUGAGCAUCUACUACAUGAUUGUGUGCCUCGUUGCCUUUGCCAUCACCCUCAUUUUGAACAUCACCCGCCUGUGCAUGAUGAGCAGCCACCUCCGCAAAACGGAGAAGGCCAUCAACGAGUUCUUCCGGACGGAAGGGGCGGAGAAGCUGCAGAAGGCUUUCGAGAUAGCCAAGCGUAUCCCCAUCAUCACAUCGGCCAAAACGCUCGAGCUGGCCAAAGUCACUCAGUUUAAGACCAUGGAGUUUGCUCGCUACAUCGAAGAGCUCGCCAGGAGCAUCCCCCUGCCGCCGCUCAUCCUCAACUGCAGGGCGUUCAUGGAGGAGAUCUUCGAGGCCGUGCGGGUGGACGACCCCGACGAGGUGGGCAAGGAGGACAAGCAGCCCCCCGGCUGCGGGGCCCAGGCCGCGCUGUUCGCCGGGAGCGCGGAGAUGAAGCGCAGCCAUUCCCCGGCCGGGGACUCGGACGACGGCUCCCUGAGCGAGCAGGGCCAGGAGAUCGCCGUGCAGGUGUCCAUCCACCCCCAGUCCCACGGGCAGAGCAUCGACACCGUGUCCCACGGCAGCUGCCACUCUGUGCCUGCUGAGGAAGGCACCUGCUGAGCCCAGCCAUCCACAGAGGGGCAAAGGAAGCUCGGGUGAGCCAAGGGUACUGUGAGGAAAGGGUCUGCAAACAAGCUGCCUCAGUCCCAUGUGCACAAGAGUUUUCCAGACUGCUAGUUCUGAAGUGUGUAUUUUCUGUCAGUGCUGAUUUAACAAUUGCAGUCUGCUAGAAAAGGCGGUUUGGAAUAUUGUGUGGGGGCUUUUCUUUCUAAAGCAGGCUUGCUAUAUUUAAAAUAGUUACAAAACAGGAAUUCUUUGUCCUUGGCUCCUUGGUAGCUUUUGAUAUUUCAGAUCUGUGUGAGAAGUGACCAAGCUGAGCAGUACACCUUGCAAUAAGAACUUUUCCUUUGUGAGCUCCUUCUUUCUUCACAAAGUUGAGCUGAAAUUCAUUUGAGUCAGUGUUGUUGUCCUGAUGAAUUGAGUUCUGUGCUCUUUUUGAGUUGCCUCUUGGUGUGUGUAGCCCAUCAGAACCAUGGUGAG